This is a messenger RNA of Myotis lucifugus (little brown bat), 1989 nucleotides long. RefSeq names its product WD repeat domain 27 (gene WDR27). The transcript has 20 exons. The record is from RefSeq and is a predicted model, not a curated record. Bases 110 to 1921 code for a protein of 603 amino acids. Gene Ontology annotation, molecular function: protein binding. Lineage: Eukaryota; Metazoa; Chordata; Mammalia; Chiroptera; Vespertilionidae.
CCAGCAGCUUCUGAUCUUAAGAGGACACCAUCAGCCAAUUACUGCUGUGGCGUUUGGCAACACGGAGCACCCGCUUGUGGUCUGCUCUGCCUCACAAGACCACGUGCUCAUGUGGAGGCUGGACGAGUGCAGAGAGAAGGCACUUCACGGGAUGGACCCGCGCGGGCUCGUCCUGGGCACCCGCCCGGGAGAGGUGCGGUGCGUGAAGUUCAGCCCGGACGACCAGAUGGCUGCGGUGUGCGCUGGCAACAGGGUCCUCGUGCUGGACGUGCAGAGCCGGACGGCGCGCGCCGAGCUAGAGGGGCACCAGGGCCCCGUGACCGCAGCCGAGUUCUGUGCAUGGCAAGCGCAUGUGGUCGUCUCGGGGUCUGAGGACAGAAGCUUCAAGGUGUGGGACUGUCGCACGGGGGCCUUGAUGCACAGCUCGGCGGUGCUGACAGCCUCCCCCCUCCUGAGCCUCUUCACCGAUGGGGAGAGCCAGCAGCUGGUGGCCGGGGGCGCCGAGGGCCAGCUCUGCAUCUUCAGUUUGGUUGAAGGUCAUCAUUAUCGUCAUGUGACGCGUGUGGACCUGAGGAAAGAGACGGAGAGUUUCUACGCCAGGCGGCCAGGAGAGAGCGGGCUGGACAGAGGGGACGGGGUCGACGUGGCGCUCCCCGUCCUGAGCCUGGCGCGCUGCGACCUGCCGCCGGGCCUCGGCCCCGGGCAUGGAUGGACCAGCUGUGUGUGGGUCGGAAGCUCCGCUGGACUGUUCAUCCUGAACCUGGCGAGCUUUGAGCUGGAGGCUGCGCUGCAUUACAAGGAUUUUCUGAACCUCAGCAUCCAGGUGGCCGGGUCGUGUGCCGUGAUGAGCAGCCGUGGCAAGGCCUUCUGCUUACUCGCUUCCAUGUUUGGGAAUGAGGUCGCCGGCUUGGAGCUCGACCCAGCCGCUCUGGUGAGGUCCCAGCAGCACCCCCACCUGGGAACGCAGCUCUCAGUGCUGCCCAGCUCCGGUGUCUCCCCGACCUCCCCUCUGUAUUUCGGAGUCGCUGAGGCGACACGUGUCAAGCCGGCCAGCCACCAGCAAGCCGCUACUCAGAGCUCCCUGCGGGACCAGCCCCUGGUCUUCCACAGCCGCGUCCGGUCCUCCGGGUACACGGCUGCACCCCAUGUGACCAUGUUCUCACCCAAGACCAAUGUCAGGAGUGGCUGUAAGAGACCUUCACGACGCAGGAGCACUCACACCUGUCAGCAGUGCCCUUCGGACAGCCCUCCGCCGACCCAGCUCCGCCGGCGGCUGGCUGUGGCCCAGGGCCCGGUGGCCGUGCGCUGCGUGCAGUUCUCAGGAGACGGGCGCUGGCUGGCCUGUGGCCUGGCCGACCACCUGUCCCUGGUCUUCGAUGCCCAUCUGACUGGAGCACCUGCUGUUUUCUCAGGUCAUGAUGGGGCAGUGAGCGCCCUGGGCUGGAGCCACGACGCCCGGUGGCUGCUGUCGGCCUCCCUGGACGGGACCCUGAGGGUGUGGUCGGCCCGCAGCCGGGAGCCCGCCCUGUGCCUGGGCACAGACGUGUUCCCGGAGCCUGUGCACCACGCGCAGUUCUACUACCUCGAUUCGUUCGUGCUCGUGUCCUCGGGCCCCGAGUUCCAGCUGCUCAGGCACCACCUGGACACCCGCAAAGAUGAGAUCAAAAGAUACAAACAGAGGAGCCGGUGCACCCGCGUGUUCCGGCUCCCCACGACGGGGGCCGCGGAGAUCACCGGCCUGUCGGCCGCCAACGAGUUUUAUUCCCACCUGGUGCUGGCCGCCAGCCGGAGCAGGACAGUGGAAGUUUUCGACCUCAACGCGGGCCGCAGCGCCGCCGUGAUCCAGGGGGUCCAUUCCCGGCCCCCCCACCAGAUCUGCCAGAACCAGGUGAGUGAGGUCGGGCCUGCACAUCGCCUGUGAAACGCCACGUCCAAGGCUGUCACCGAUGCGUUGGGAGAUGCACUGUCACGUCUCCCUCCAAACCCAAG